Messenger RNA from Bicyclus anynana (squinting bush brown), 3711 nucleotides. RefSeq lists its product as uncharacterized. The transcript is spliced from 2 exons. Bases 88 to 1521 code for a protein of 477 amino acids. The record is from RefSeq and is a predicted model, not a curated record. Gene Ontology annotation, molecular function: DNA binding. Gene Ontology annotation, cellular component: nucleus. NCBI's taxonomy places the organism in Eukaryota, Metazoa, Arthropoda, Insecta, Lepidoptera, Nymphalidae.
GGGUAUAACGCGCCAGCGCCGGCAGUCGGGCGACGCCGCUUAUAGGAGAUACACGGUUCCGCGCGGCUGCGUGUCAUAAUUUUAACCAUGCGAAACUAUAAAAGAAAAACAGAUCGUGGCACUCAAUCCGUGGAAUUGAUGCAACGUGCAGCACAUUUAGUUUUACAUGAAAACAAGUCAUUAAGAGAGGUAUGUCGGAAUUUUGAAUUAAGUAAAACUUCAUUAACAAGAUUUAUUAAACGAAUCAAGGAUGAUCCUGUAAAUUUGAGAUUUGGCUAUGGUACUCCAAGGCAGAUAUUUAAUACAGAACAAGAAGUCUGUCUUACAGAAUACUUGCUCAAACUUGCACAAAUUUUUCAUGGCAUAGGUCCUAAAGAAGUUCGUCGCAUGGCUUAUGACUGUGCAAUCAAAUAUAAAAUAAGCAUACCAAACACAUGGCACACAAACAAAAUGGCUGGUAAAGAAUGGAUGUCCGCUUUUCUUACAAGAAAUACUAGGCUUUCCAUUAGAAAACCUGAAGCAACAAGCCUCAGCAGAGCUACGUCAUUCAACAAAACUAAUGUGCACGACUUUUUCUCAAAAUUAGCAGAGGUCAUGGAUCGAUUUAAAUUUACAGCUUCUUCUAUAUGGAAUGCAGAUGAAACUGGUGUAUCAACUGUCACCAAACCAUCAAAAAUAAUUGCUGCAAAAGGAAAGCGAAAUGUUGGAUCUGUAACAUCAGGUGAACGUGGAACUAAUAUAACUCUAUUAGUCGCGGUCUCAGCUACAGGUUCAUCCAUUCCACCAAUGUUUAUAUUUCCUCGCAAAAAGUUUCAAGACCAUUUUAUUCGAGAUGGCCCUACUGGUUGCAUUGGUGCUGGAAAUUCUAGCGGCUGGAUUACUAAUGAUGAGUUUUUUAUAUUCAUCCAGCAUUUUAUUAAUAACGUCAGGCCUAAUAAAGAAUCACCAGUUCUGUUGGUUUUAGACAACCACUCUUCACACUUAUCUGUGCCUACACUAGACCUAGCUAAAGAAAAUGGUGUGGUGAUGCUUUCUUUUCCUCCUCAUUGCUCUCACAAAUUACAACCACUUGACGUGGCGGUAUACGGACCUUUUAAAAGAUAUGUGUCUUCAGCUCAAGAUGCAUGGAUGCGGAAUAAUGCUGGGAAGACAAUGACGAUAUAUGAUAUCCCUGGAAUCGUUCGCACUGCUUUACCUUUAGCUUUGACACAAAAUAACAUAAUGAGUGGAUUUGAAAAAACUGGCAUAUUUCCCUACAACGAAAAUAAGUUUGACGACGCUGAUUUUGCACCAAGCUAUGUCACGGAUCGUCCUAUGGGAAAUGACGAAAGUGAGCCACAGCCAUCAACAUCUUCAGCUUAUUUUCCACCACUAUUGUCAAACACACAACCUUCAACAUCAUCGGAUUCGCUACCACCAACAUCGCCUGACAUUGGUGAAACAUUGAUCAAUCCUCAGGGAAACUUUUCUCCCGAAGCCGUAAGACCGCUACCGAAAGCUGGCCCACGAAGUCAGCUAUAAACAGAAAACGACGCAGAACUGCUAUACUAACAGAUACACCUGAAAAAGAAAACCUUCGAAAAGAACAAGAAGAUGCAAAUAAAAAAAAAACCAAAGGUGUAAAUAAGAAAACGAAAGAAAAUAAAAAAGUACAGCAAGUAAAAAAAACAAUUUUGCAAGACGUUCAUAGUAAUUCCAGCUCUGAUGAUGAAUAUUUUUGUCUGAUUUGCUGCGAGAACUAUAGUGAUAGCGUUCCAGGCGAAGGUUGGAUACAAUGUAAUCUUUGUAAAAAUUGGGCUCAUGAAAAAUGUAUUUCAAAUAGUAGUUGUAUUUACUUUGUUUGUAAUAAUUGUGAUUCUGGAAACGAUGAGUCUGAUUAAGAUUAAGUAGCUAUAACUACCAAAGAAAUAUUUAAACUCUAGAAGUUAAAGGAGAAUUACUUUAUGUUUUAUUUUUUUAACAAUAUAAUUUAUGUUUACUUUUGUUUUUAGAAGAGUUUAAAAUUAUGUUUAGUGUUACCUAAAAUUUUAAAGUUCUGUCUGCUUUUUUUAACUGUGUUGUUCAAUAAGACUGAUUAAUUAUUAAUUACACUGUUAAGAUAGUUAGAAAUUAUUGAUAAAACUUUGUUUUUUAAAAAAGAUUUUGUUACUUGAUUAAAAUUAUUAUUAUAGGAUUUCAUUAAGAGAAAUAUUUUGUUUUGUAAUAGUUGCUACCGUACUUUUUUGUUUUUGAGUUUCGAAUAAAAAUAUACUUUUAAUUUGCAUCGGAUCGUAGUCGUUAUUAUUUCAUAAGACUCUUUCAAUUAAGAAAAUGAGAUAUUGGACCUUUUUACCCCUUGACUGUCCCUUUUUACCCCUACUAUGGGGUAAAAAGGAACAGACGGCGAGGUCUAGAAAAACAGUAAAAAAACACAUUUCUAUAGCUACGAAUCAACCGGGAAUUGGCCUAAACAUAGUUCGAUAAUUGUUCGUUUGAUAUGUGUUAUGUGUUGGGAUAUAAGUGGUUUGGUUUUUCCAGUAUGAUUAAAAAUUGUGAAAAUGGACCCUACGUUCUUGGGUGACAAGCUAAAAAACAAAUAUAUAAAAAAAACAAUUAAUUGAAGGUAUUGAUUAACUAUUAUCUUCAAUCUUAGACAAUGUUUUGAAGAAUUUUGAAAUUUUUUUCUCGCUUGACAUUUUUUAAAACCUUUUUUAUUCAGAGUGAUUUUAAGCAGUGAUAUUCUUAAACCAUCCAAUCGCAAUUUCGGCAAUAGAAUUUGCAAGUUAAAGUUUAAAUUUGCAGAUUUUACGUCAGUUUCGUCAGUCAGAUCCUCGAAUAACGAAAAAUUUUGCCACGAAUAUAGGAAUUGGGACGCAAUUUUUUAAUCCGCGAAUAGUGAAAACGCGAUUAUGGAGUUUUUACUGUACCAUCACAUUUAUUUUGUGGUUACAGUAUUUCCACUAAACUUUAGUUACGUAGUUCUCAUGUAAUUAGACAUGGUAGGUACUUUAUAUUGUAAAUAUUUACUUCGCCUAUUUACCAUAACUCCAAAACUUAUUAACAGUACGUAUUUAAAAACAUUCUUUUGUUAUUGUGUCUAAAAGUGCAUUUAACUUAUCUGUUAUUCUAGAUACAGGUAAGUAUUCUAAGUACUUUAAAUCUAGAGCGAUAAUAAUCUGUGCAGUUCUGUGCAAUGAAAUAACUAUAAAUAUAUACUUCUUGUCAAAAAAAUCGAUACAGUCCGCCUGAACAGUGACUGAACUUGUGGACUAUUUCGAUUUUUUGAUGAGAAGUAUAUAAUAUUAUGACUUUUGAUGUUUUAUGUCCCUUUCAGCUUGAGCUAAGUGCGAGAAUGGAACCCAGGACUGGAUCAUAUUUUAGUCCGAACGAACUGUUAUUGAAGCGUUAAAAGUGGCUGCUGUGGAAAUAUUUUCAAUACCACUGUGGAAAUGCGAAGAAAUUUCAAAUACAGGCGAACUUUGCGUUAGCUCUUUGACUGACACUUGAAUUUCCAUUUGCAAUCCGAAUGUUAUAUAGGAAUGUAGCAUUUUAGGGGCUCACGCUACGUUUGACUCCUUUUUCAUAGACUACAAAAUUCGCUUUUUUUAUCUCGGAGAACAAGGGAGAUUUAUUGAGGUGUACAUAAAUAUGGAGGAAACAAUGGAAUGUUUUACAUUGUAAGAGUUAAACGCAGAGAAAGUUAUUUUUUUGAAAUAAAGUGGAUGAGAAAGA